Messenger RNA from Clarias gariepinus (North African catfish), 4696 nucleotides. It is a transcript of the gene agpat2, whose product is annotated as 1-acylglycerol-3-phosphate O-acyltransferase 2 (lysophosphatidic acid acyltransferase, beta). The record is from RefSeq and is a predicted model, not a curated record. Bases 277 to 1089 code for a protein of 270 amino acids. Gene Ontology annotation, cellular component: endoplasmic reticulum; membrane. Gene Ontology annotation, biological process: phosphatidic acid biosynthetic process. The transcript has 6 exons. Lineage: Eukaryota; Metazoa; Chordata; Actinopteri; Siluriformes; Clariidae. Gene Ontology annotation, molecular function: 1-acylglycerol-3-phosphate O-acyltransferase activity.
CUUCCGCGUGCUCUCCCCGCUCUGAGAAGCCCCCACUUCCUCACGGGUCGCACAGCCGAAGGGACCGCGUUUCUCGUCUUAGUCUGAGUGUUCCGUCUCUCUUCUCUUUUGUCUCCAUUGGCAUUUUCCGUUUCGCCUGAUCUGACGUAGUAGAGGUUGCUCAAGCGUUUUAUUGAAACGUGGUCCAAUGUGGGCGUCGUUCAGCUUUUGCCUAUUACACGCAGUCCGAGCUCAGCGGUGUGUGUGUGAGUGAAUGUGUGUGUGAUUGGAGGCGGCAUGGAGGUUUUGUGGCUCCUACCGCUGCUUGUCUUGCCGGUCCUGUUUUUCACCAGCACCACGUUUGUUUUCUAUUUCAAAAAAUGUUUCUACGUGGCGUAUAUGAUGCUGCUAGCCAUGAUCGCUAUUCCCAUCUGUAUCGUGAAGAGCGGCGGACGGGACGUCGAGAACAUGCGGGUCAUUCGCUUCUUGGUGCGUCAUGUGAAGUACUUCCUGGGUCUGCGCUUUGAGGUCAGUGGCUGGGAGCACCUGCAGACCGAGGGGUCUUAUGUAAUCAUCUCCAACCACCAGUCAUCCCUCGAUGUGUUGGGCAUGAUGGAGGUUUUGCCUGAUCGCUGCACCACUAUUGCCAAGAAGGAGCUUCUGUGGGCAGGAACAGUGGGCAUGGUGUGCUGGCUGGGGGGCAUCGUGUUCAUCAACCGCAAGAAAACUAGUGAUGCUAAGAGCGUCAUGGACGACACUGCCAAGAUCAUGCUGCACGAAAAGAUCCGCCUGUGGGUGUUUCCUGAAGGAACACGGAAUCAGAAAGGUGAUAUUUUGCCAUUUAAGAAGGGCGCGUUCCACCUGGCAGUACAGGCCCAGGCUCCCAUCAUCCCCAUUGUGUUCUCCUCCUAUAGCAACUUCUACCUACGGAAGGAGAAAGAGUUCAAAUCAGGAGCGAUCACUUUGAAGAUCCUCCCCAAAAUUGAGACAAAAGGCUUGACGUCAGACGACGUGACGUCACUCUGUGACCGGUCGUACGCCGUGAUGCGUACUGCUUUCCUGGAAAUCUCUGGCCAAUCAUCUCAGUCUAAUGGGCCGUCCAUUCACUGAGCAUCUCAGUGACCUCAUCUACGGUUUCUCUCUCAUUGCCUCUCACAGCUGCAAUGCUUUCUGACGGCUCAAGACUUUGCAGUCGUGGUGAUUGACAGUAGCCGUGGCAACUAGACACUUCAAGUAUCUCCUUCGGUGUCCAUAUAAAACCACAUUACACAUUUUUACACAUGCGCUCACAUACACAAGCACACACACACACACACACACACACAAUACACAAUACACUCUGGUCUCUCAUUUGGGGACAUUUGGAAGUGCAUGGGUGUGGAGUUAAACGAGGGAAGCAACUUUUGACCUUGCCUACUGGGCACAGUCUGUUUGGAGCAUUUUUUCAAUCGCUUUAUUUCAGAAGGGAAAAUUUCUUGUGCAUUUAUUGUGCAUGCCUUUGGGACGCUUCGUCUCCCCUUCGCUUGUUAGAUCCUGAACAAUUUAUCAUGUUUUACUUUUGCUGCCUUUUCCCUGGUAAUCAGUUAUUGUAGCUGAUUUUUUUCCCCUUCAUUUGUUCUUUUAACUUGUUAUCCCUCAUGUUUGUGUUCAUGUUUGUUUUAUUUGCCAUCAGUCCUGCCUUAGGAACUCUAACCAAUCAAAAGUGUUCCUUACAUGUAAAACUACCACCAGUGGCAAACUUCCACCAUUCCAAGUCUCUACCCCUUAAAGCAGAAUUCGACAUGUUGGGAGAAAUUUUUCACUGGAUUUUACUCAGUGUUGCUAAUAUUAUUUUUCCUUAAUAUGCCUUAUUACUGGAGUUUGCACGUAAAAAAAACUAAACCUAACCAUUUAUUUUGCUUAUUGUUUAUUUAUUUUGGAUUCCUGCCUUUUUGCCUUUUAAAGUUUCAUCCGUUGUUUUUUUUGGGGGGUGGGUGGGCUGUUUCUUUAGCUGUAAAUGAAAUGUAGUGUUAGAUUGUAUCGGGGUGUUGGCUGCUAAAAAAAACAAGAAAUAAAAUCCAGCCUAUUAAAAUGUAGUAUUUAAUAAUUUAUUUUACUUGUGAAUUAGAAAUGGGUAUUUUUUUUUUUUAUUUGGUGCUUUUUGAUUUGCCAUGAUGCGUUUAAUCUGUCAUAAAUUUAUUCUGUUCUACCCGAUUAAACAAACAGAAUCCACCACAAGCCCCCCAUUUUUUUUCCUUUUCUUUUUAUCCCACUUGCCUUGAGCAGUUCACUGCAUUUCAAAGUAACAUUUCAGCAGCUACUCGAUAAGAAAUGUGUAGAGAUUGCAACCCCACACAUGCGUCUUUUUGCUUGUGUAUGCUACGUUAACUUUCCAGCCUUAUAUGUACAUGUAUCUUGAUUAUUUUAAAACAUUGAGAAUUCUUGUUUUGUUAAAACUGCUAAAUUAACAUGCCAUCUGCUAUGAAAUUAUUGGUUUCAUUUUAAUAUGACCUUUUGAUUAAUAAUUACUUAUUUAAAUAUUUAAAUUAAUCUAUAUAACGAUUUUCACUUUUUGAAUUAAAUUUCUGAAAUAAAUAAACUUUUCAGUGAUAUUCUAAUUAAUUGAGAUUUACCUGUGUGUGUGUAUACAGUCAGCCAAAAAAAAUGUAUACACACUUCAGUAAAAGAUAGACUUGUAUAAAAAUUUUAAAUACUAAAUACUGAUAUAGAUAAUAUAAUAUGUGUGUAUUUUAUAUAUAUAUAUAUAUAUAUAUAUAUAUAUAUAUAUAUAUACACACACACACACACAUACUAUUUGUCAUAUUGAUACAAUCGAGUUAAAAAAAUAUAUCUAUAUGAACUGUUUUUGUGCUAUGUAUGUAAAUUUUCUUUGCUACCAGGUACAGCACCGAGCGAGUCAGGUAGUGAAGGAUGAGAGUGUUCAGACAGUUUUGUUUUUUUUGUCCCUCCUUUUCCAAAACAGAAUUUUAGUUCUGUUAGCCUCAGUUCAUUUUGUGUAAGAAUAUUGUAUUAAUUUUAACUAUUUCAUAUUGACUGAGGUGAAAAAGCUGAUAUGAAAGUGUAAAGGUUAUUUCUAAAAAAAACAGUAGCUGAACGGUCAACCUUCUGAAAAUUGCAGAAAAUAUAUUUUAAGUUGUUUUUUGUUUCUCUCUUCUUGAUGACAUAUAUUUGAUUAAAAUGUUUUAUUGUGCUUAAUAUUGUUAAAACUAUACAAUUUUUCUUUUUUCUCCAUUUUAUUUGGGUUCAAAUAAAUAUUUAUUUCAUUUGGAACACCAUGCAGUUGUUUAAGGCCUUUUUUAAACUUAUUAUUUCCUAGAAGUUGAAAGCACAUAAUUGUCCAGUAUGUUUGUGUUUGCUCUAAUUUUAGAGUUUCCAUCUUUUGGAACUAAGGGGCAAAAAUAUGUUCCAGCAUGACUGUGCUCCUUAGUACAAAGCCUACACAGAGCCCUGAAUAAAUUAGAUAAAUUGGAAUGCAAACUUUAUACCAGGUCUUCUUGUUUGACCUAACUAAUGUUUUUGUGGCUGAGAAAGAAGAGAGGCUGAUGCUCUAACAGCAAAGAGGGGUACAACUCUGGAACGGGAUGAUAAACAUCCCAGGUGAUUACAUACAAGGGUUGCACAAUGAAACUGAAACGCCUGGUUUUAGACCACAAUAAUUCAUUAGUAUGGUGUAGGGUCUCCUUUUUGCGGCCAAUAUAGCAUCAAUUCAUCUUGGGAAUGACGGAUACAAGUCCUGCACAGUGGCCAGAGGGAUUUUGAGCCAUUCUUCUUGCAAAAUAAUGGCCAGGUCACUACGUGAAAACGUUUCCUGACUCGCUCCUCUAAAACAUUCCGAAGUGGCUCAAUAAUAUUUAGAUCUGGUGACUGUGCAGGCUAUGGGAGAUGUUCAACUUCACUUUCAUGUCCAUCAAACCACUCUGUCACCAGUCUUGCUGUGUGUAUUGGUGCAUCAUCAUCCUGAUACACAGCACAGACUUCAGGAGACACAAGUAUUGGGCCUAGGGAAUGCUAUGAUAUUGCAGCCCAAACCAGGACUGAUUCACCCCCAUGCUUCACUCUGGUCAUGCAGCAGUCUGGGUGGUACGCUUCUUUUGGGCUUCUCCACACCGUAACUCUCCUGGAUGUGGGAAAGACAGGAAGGUUGACUCAUCAGAGAACAAUACGUUGCCCACAGCCCAAGAUUUUUACUGCUGGCACCAUUGAAACCGAUGUUUGGCAUUGGCACGAGUGAACAAAGGUUUGGCCACAUCAGCCCGGCCAUGUACAUUGACCCUGUGGAGCUCCCGACAAACAGUUUUGGUAAAAAACAGGAGAGUUGAGGUGCACAUUUAAUUCUACAGUGAGUUGGGCAGCUGUGGUUUUAUGUUUUUUGGAUACGGUCCGGGUUAGCACGCGGACAUCCCCUUCAGACAGCUUCCAAUAUUAAUAAUAAUAAUAAUAAAUACAAUUAUUUUUAAUACUGCAUUAAAGGACUUGUUAAGAUUUUUGAUUUGUUUAGAGUCUGCUAUUUAAAGUCGUUAGGGUUUUUUGUUUUUCCAUGUCACUAAAGAUUUUCAUGAAUAUUGCAUGAAAUCAAACAAGUCUGUCUAACAUGUUUACUUUGUGUGUACAAUCCGGUCUACUCUCUUCUGAUGAAUAUGUAUACAUACAAAUAUAUAAAAUGCUGAGUGUGAAGGCUCAUUGUAGUGUCUGAUAUUACAUGAUCAUUAUACACAAA